GUAUAAAACCGAGGGCAUCUGGCCAAUGUGCAUCAGUUGUGGUCAGCAGCAAAGUCAAGUGAAUCAUCUCAGUGCACUAAAGGCCUAGUUAGCCCUCCUCCACCUUUUGUGAAGUUAACAAGCGAAGAAACCCCAGCAAUCCAAGAUGCCUUGCCCAUGCGGAAGCGGAUGCAAAUGCUCCUCCCAGGCGACCAAGGGUUCCUGCAACUGCGGCACUGACUGCAAGUGCGGCGGCGACAAGAAAUCCGCCUGCGGCUGCUCCAAGUGAACGUCCCCGAGAAGAUCUGGGGAGAAGGGCCCGCCCUCAUCUCCGAACUGAUUUCCCUAUAUUUUCGCAUCAAAAACAAUGUUUUCUCAUUUAUCCACCAUGCACAACGUCCAAUUAAAGUAAUUGAAACCUGA
This is a messenger RNA of Drosophila biarmipes, 402 nucleotides long. Its product is annotated as metallothionein-1. NCBI's taxonomy places the organism in Eukaryota, Metazoa, Arthropoda, Insecta, Diptera, Drosophilidae. The transcript has 2 exons. The coding region runs from base 146 to 268 and encodes 40 amino acids. Gene Ontology annotation, molecular function: metal ion binding. The record is from RefSeq and is a predicted model, not a curated record.